Molecule: messenger RNA, 3211 nt
Organism: Tribolium madens (black flour beetle)
Lineage: Eukaryota; Metazoa; Arthropoda; Insecta; Coleoptera; Tenebrionidae
Product: E3 ubiquitin-protein ligase TRIM33
Exons: 10
Coding region: 219-3101 (960 amino acids)
Molecular function (GO): zinc ion binding; protein binding
Source: RefSeq, a predicted model, not a curated record
GUUGUGACUAAAACAAGAUUGAUGUGUUUUCUGGAAAAAGCGUCCUUAAAAAUAUUAAAAUAUGGAAAAAAAGCGUAAAUAAGUGCGUUAGAAUUGUGCCGUGAGUGAAAAUGGAGUGGAAAACUCCACUCAAGCAUCCCCGAUCAAGGUGGUGAUUAAAAUUUAAAAUCAGCUCCCCCAACAUCAUCAAUUUUUAAUUGCUCCUAAUAUUGUCCACGAUGGCCGAAUCAAAUAUUUAUUACAACGAGAGCAAUUACAUGAAUCACCAGGAGUCCACUGACAAGGAUGUGAUUGACUCGGUUCAAAAUCUAACCGAGCAAAGUGAAAUGAUUUGUGAUGAUUCUCUCGUCGAAGAAUCGAAAGACGAAGCGAAGGAGGCGAGUGAGGAGCACGUCGAGAGCCCCACAACGGGGGCCUUCACCUUCAAGUGCGUCUUCUGCGAGCAGGUCCUCAGCGGCGGCGACGAGCCCAAGCUGUUGGAGUGUUUGCACAAUGCUUGUGGGACCUGCAUUGGGAACAAGCUCUACGAGACGGAAUUGGAGAAAAAUACUGUUGAGUGUCCACAGUGCAAUAUAGUGUGUGAACCAAAUAAAAUCAUCGACAACCAAUUUCUUGCAAAUAACGAAGACAACUCAGCGAAAUUAGCAGACUUGAAAUGCAGCAGUUGCAGUGAUGACGCAAUUGCGACGAGUUGGUGUGUCGAUUGCUCUGAGUACAUUUGUGAUAGUUGUGUUCAAGCACAUCAGAGGCUUAAAAUAACUAAAGACCACACUAUCAAGGCUAAAGAAGAGGGGGUCGACAACCAAUCAUCCUCGAGUAAUACUUCACCUAAUUUGUUCUGUUUGAGUCACCCCCAGGAAAAAUUAUCACUAUUUUGUGAAACCUGCGAUAAAUUAACGUGUCGCGAUUGUCAGUUGAUUGAACACAGGGAACACAAGUAUAAAUUCACCAAUGAGAUUGCCUCAGAAACGCGAAAAUUCAUAGCUGAUAUGUUGAAGGAUGUUGGUUACAAAAGGGCUUUGUUAAAUAGCGCAAUGAAGGUGAUUGAUGACCGUCAGAAUUUGAUCGUUGACAAAAAACAAGCCCUAGUUAAGGAAAUCACACAACUUGUUGUCAAGUUGACGAAUACGAUUAAUGUUAGGGGGAAACAACUCGUUUCAAAAUUAACCGAAGUUUGUGACAGUAAACAGAAGACUUUGCAGGAGAAAAAGCAAGCUUUGGAGCAGCUUUCACGUAUGACAGAUCAUUGUAUUGAGUUUACACAACAUGCGUUAGAUAAUGGCAGUGAUAUGGCGUUACUUUAUAGUAAAAAACAAGUCACUGAUCAUUUACGGAGGAUCAAAUGUAAACGAGCCGAUAUUCCAAAUCCGGAAAUUCCGGUGCGGAUUCAUCUGGCUUUGGAUAAAUUUCCGGAUCUUGUUAAAGGUUUAUCAACAGUCAUGUCAACGAUUGGUCAAAUCGUCGUUGAUGGGCGUAUUUACCCCUCACAAUCCGUAUCCCCAUCCCCACAUGGAUCCCCCAGUCCUGGUCAUUCCCGACAAUCCCCUAUUAAUCAAAUCCUCCAACAGUCACCCCCUUACCAACAACAAGGGGGUUUCCAACAAUCACCCAGAUUACCACCACCAUAUGGGCAAUUUGGAAAUGGGCCCCAAUACCCACAAAAUCAAAAUAUUAGUCCGAAAAUGAUGGGUCCACCAAUUCCAAUUUCAUUAGCCCAACAAUUGGGUGCUAAUCGAAUGCAAAUGCCACGGCAAAUGCCUCGGCCUUUAUUACCUCGAAUGAAUUCAAUGAAUCAACAACAGCAGGUUUCAUCAUCAACUCACCCCCAAAACAUGUUAUCGGAUCGAAGUAAUCUGCGGUGUUUGUUGCAACCAGUUUCGAGUAAUUCCCCGGUUUAUAUUCAAACAGGGCCUGCACAAUACCAAGCAGUGCAACCACAUAUGGCCCAACAGUACCAAAAUCGUUUUCCCCCAAACCAACAACCACAACAACAACAACAACAACAAGCGUUUCGCCAACAACCCCCCAUGCCUAUGAUGAUGAACCAAAAUCGUCCUCAAAGACAGUUUCAAAUGCAAACAGGGGGCUCAGCUCGUUGGCACAUACCACAACAACAAAUCAAUAAUAAUAAUAUACAAGGGGGCAAUCGUAAUAUGACUUUACCUACAAUCAAUGAUAAUUUUAAAAUCACACUAAAACAACAACAAACUCAAGAGAAUUGUCGAAAUCUACCAGCGACUGUUACUUCAACCAUUCCUAAAACACCAAGUCCGAAUCAUAUUCAAGGUCGUAGUGAUACUGAACGAAGUCUUGAUAAAUUUUGUGAGGAUUCUGUAAAGGAUUUAAUGGCAACUAUUGCAAAAUUAGAUUCAAAUGGGGUACAAGUUGUCGCUGAAGGACGACAAAAAGGGGGCUCACCACAUGUUGAUAGUUCGACAGGUGAUGCAGGACCAUCGGGGAAAAUUAAAAGUGAUCCAAUGGAAACGGGCAAAGAUGACCCCAAUGAAGAUUGGUGUGCGGUGUGUAUGGAUGGGGGUGAGCUUGUCUGUUGCGAUAAGUGCCCCAAAGUGUUUCAUCAGUACUGUCACAUUCCCAAUCUGAGCGUAGAGGAGAACGACACGUGGCAGUGUUUGUUGUGUACGAAUUUCGCCGAUUUUUCCGACGAAGUUUCAAGUGAGAAAAAAGAAGGGGAGCUUUGUUUCAAAGACAAGAAAAUCGCAGAACGUAUCGUUUUGGAAUUGUAUUGUCAAUACGAUCCUAGUUUACCGUUUCGGGAAGUAAUUGGUCCUGAGAAUGAGGAGUAUCAUGCGAUUAUUAAAAAUCCGAUUGCGCUUGAUUCGAUUCGUCAGAAAUUGAACUGGAAUUCAGCAGAGCAUUACACCAGUAUGGAGCAGUUGGUUAAAGACGUUCGAUUGAUGUUUAAAAAUGCCUACACGUAUAAUCCUGAGGAUUCUCAAGUGUACGCCGAUGCUAAAGUCUUGGAGAAGUUCUUUGACGAGCAAUUGGAAAAAUUCCUGCCUGAAUACGCUUACGAACAUUUUGAUGAUGAUGAUGACAUUCAGCCGCCUAAUAAAAAGUAUCGACGUAUAAUAAGUGACUGACAGAUUGUUCAUGGGGCGAAUAACACGGUAUAUUUCUCUCUCUAGUUCACAAACUGUAAUUUUUAAUUAAGAGAUUUUUAUGUAGUAAAUCAGGGUUCAAAUCGAGUAAA